Molecule: messenger RNA, 2721 nt
Organism: Tribolium castaneum (red flour beetle)
Lineage: Eukaryota; Metazoa; Arthropoda; Insecta; Coleoptera; Tenebrionidae
Gene: Hexo1
Product: Hexosaminidase 1
Exons: 6
Coding region: 211-2103 (630 amino acids)
Biological process (GO): protein deglycosylation; carbohydrate metabolic process; glycosaminoglycan metabolic process
Cellular component (GO): lysosome; plasma membrane
Molecular function (GO): beta-N-acetylglucosaminidase activity
Source: RefSeq, a predicted model, not a curated record
AUCGACCGCUGUUUCAACAGUUUCGGGCCAAAAAUUAUUUCAUCCGUUUUCAAAUACUGUGUGUUCAAGGAUGCGUUCAUAAUUUCAAACAAAGAUGAGUUGUAUAACAUGUGAAUUCAUAGUACGGAGCUGUUGACGUAUGUAUACACUUAUGUAGAAAUACGUUCUUAGAGCACUUUACUGACUUAUCGCAGAUAAAACAAAUUGCAGAUGAAGCACUCAUUAGCCACAUAUUUACUUUUCCUCGCGCUACUCAAAAAUAUCAGCGCCUUAAAUGGAGCAUGGCGCUGGGAAUGCAAGAGCAACUACUGCCAGAAGGCCCCCAUUACCCCCGACACUGAAGCCACAGGUUUGAGUCUCCCCGCAUGUCGUCUGUUUUGCUCCGAAGCCGCAGCCCUUUGGCCCAAACCCACCGGCGAAGUCCACGUAGGGACCACCCUGGUCAAAGUCAAUAUCAACAGUAUAAACACAGGGGGGCUUACUUUUGAAACAGCAGCGCAUAAAAUCAUGGCGGGGGCGACAAAACGGUUCAGAAACCAAAUCGAAGCUCUGGUGCCCCGAAAACUGAGACUUGCAGAUGGGGGAAAAACGCUGGAAAUUAAUUACAAGCUUAUCGACCCCGAUCUUAAGGAACUCAACCUAGAUACGAAAGAAUCCUACGCUUUGACGGUCGCUGAGACGGCCGAUGGGCGUCUGAACGCCACAAUCAUCGCUGAUAAUGUCUUCGGGGGGCGGCACGGGCUGGAGACUCUGAACCAAUUGAUCAUUUACGAUGAUCUCAGGGACCAGCUUUUGAUGCCCAACGAUGUGAGUAUUACCGACGAGCCGGCGUAUCAGUACAGAGGGAUAGCUCUGGAUACUUCCCGGAAUUUCGUCACUGUUGAUGUUAUAAAGAGAACACUUGACGGGAUGGCCGCUUCGAAACUGAACAGUUUCCACUGGCAUAUCACGGAUAGUCAUAGCUUUCCCUUUACUGCUGAAAGUUUGCCAGAUUUGACCAAAUACGGGGCGUAUUCGCCCAAGAAGGUUUACGCUCCGGAAGAAGUGGCUGAAAUUGUGGAAUAUGGUCUGGAGAGGGGUGUUAGGGUUAUUCCGGAAUUUGACGCCCCAGCUCACGUUGGUGAGGGGUGGCAGAACACGGAUUUCGUGGUCUGUUUUAACGCCAAGCCCUGGUCGAACUACUGUGUGGAGCCGCCGUGUGGCCAGCUGGACCCCACCAAAGAGAAGCUGUACGACGCUAUUGAAGCUUUAUACGGCGACAUGUUGAAGCAAUUCAAACCCCCUCUCUUCCAUAUGGGUGGCGACGAGGUCCACCUGGGCUGCUGGAACUCCACUCCCAGCAUCGUGCAAUGGAUGCAAGACCAAAAGGGUUGGGGCCGCUCUGAGGGAGAUUUCAUCAAGCUUUGGGACAUGUUCCAGAACGAAUCCUUGACUCGUUUAUACAAAAAAGCAGGGAAAGAAAUUCCUGUCAUUUUGUGGACGAGUACUUUGACUCAGAAAGAGUAUCUCGAGAAUUUACCUAGCGAUAAAUACAUUAUUCAAAUAUGGACGACUGGGAGCGACCCACAAGUCAGAAAUUUGCUCGAUAAUGGCUACAGAGUUAUUUUGAGUAAUUAUGACGCUCUCUAUUUUGACUGCGGCUUCGCCGGCUGGGUCACCGAUGGUAAUAACUGGUGCUCGCCAUAUAUCGGAUGGCAGAAAGUCUACGAGAAUAAACCAGCCAAAAUCGCCGGCGAUAAAAAGGGGCAAGUUUUGGGGGCCGAAGCCGCUCUUUGGACCGAACAGGCCGAUAGUGCGAGUGUUGAUACUCGGCUGUGGCCGCGAGCGGCGGCUUUAGGUGAAGUACUCUGGAGUGAACCCACGAAUACAUGGAGAGAAGCCGAGCAAAGAAUUUUGGUGCAAAGGGAAAGACUGAUUAGUUUGGGCAUAAAUUCGGACGCUCUUGAACCCGAAUGGUGUUGGCAAAAUGAAGAAAAUUGUCCCAUUGGUGAAGACGCCAACGAUGAAGAUGACCCUAAUUCAGGGAAUGCAUCAGAAAAUUCAAUAACCAUAUUGCUUUUAGUUGUGACUGUUAUAUUUUUAAGCAUUAAUAACAAUAACUAAAGUUAGGGUAAGUGAAAAUAAAUUCAUGAUACUACCACAACUGACUUUUAUUAUUUAUUUACACUCUCAGAACAGAGUCAGAUUUAAAAUGAAAAAAGUGACAAUUCAAGCCCCCAUUAGACUCAUCACAUAGUAAGCUCCAUAAUCGCGUUGACUAUAUCAUUAGAAUUAUUUUUGAGUGCUUUUAUGGCCCUUGCUCUACUAACAUUCGCUUGGGACAUAACUAAUUCGACAUCUUUUUCUUCAACACCAGUCUCAUCAACCUCUUCAUCCUCAGACUCUUCAGCAAUUGGUGCAACAGACGUGGGGUUUCCAGACGCUCCCUCCCCAGCAGGAUUAACUUCCUUGAAUUUCUCAGCAGCAGCGACUUGCGCCUGCUGAGACAGAUCCUCUAUUUUAGCUUCACCAAACACGAUAUAAGUAUCACUGACAGGAUUCUUGUACACAUCUGGCUUGUUUAUAACGAAAAGGAUAUUUUUUGAUUUGCGAAUAGUCACCCUGUUCACCCCAGUCACCUGAAACAAGCAGACAAUUGAAUACCCGCCCUUUAGACCAAUAACUUAAAAAAUGUCAAAAAUAAGGUCAGUCUGCCAAGAAAUUAAUCACGAAUUGCAAUAA